This is a messenger RNA of Rhizophagus irregularis DAOM 181602=DAOM 197198, 687 nucleotides long. RefSeq lists its product as uncharacterized. The record is from RefSeq and is a predicted model, not a curated record. Lineage: Eukaryota; Fungi; Glomeromycota; Glomeromycetes; Glomerales; Glomeraceae.
AUGGUUAGAAGACACAGUUUUAAUCGUAGAGUACAACAAGAUCUUAAAGAGUCUAUUAAAGGUCAAGGAGAAGUGAACAAUGUCAAAUCCAAGGUACGUAUGACACAUCUUUGGCGUAUUUACGUAGCGGCAACCAGCGGCGUUUGCGUUGGAGGUCUUGACCUCGUAGGCAUUGCAGACGUUAAAAACGCUCGUGAUAUUGAUGAUGUACUCAGUUUUACUGACCAUACAUUAGCUAACAUUUCUAGGAAAUCCCCACCCUCUUAUUUAGAGGCUACCACUGGACUCGACAACAGGCUCUUAGUUGUCAUAGGUCUCACUUUUGUCACGGAAAUUUGGAUUGGAAAGACGUUGGUUGGAGUAGGGAUUAAGUCAGGAUUAAUCCUAACGAUGAUGGUCAUCUUAAGUGCUAUAGGAAAAAUUACUAACAUUUCCAAUAUAUUUUUUGUAGGUUUUUGGCGUGUUCGGACUUUCGGCGGGCCAGAUCUUAACGUUAAACGGAAGAAAUAUGAAGAAUUGUUUUAUAAGAAGUUUAUAACACAAAAACUGGGUUUCAGAAAUUUAGCUAAAAAUAGUUGGUUACGUUUGGAAUUUGAAAUUAUGGAAAAGCCAGAGUUUAGUAGAAAAAUUAAAAAAGAAAUUUUUGAUGGAAUUAUUGAAAAACACGAACAUUUUUUCAAUUUGUAA